UUUCCAACAAAGUCGAUUUUAUAAAGGAGAUAUCGCCAAAAAACUGAAAAUUUUAAAAAUAUACACCUUUACGAUACCGAAAACGAGGCUAUUCCUAGCUAAAACGGAAGUGACGUCACAACACAUCAGUUUGCGCCAUUUUUAGAAAGUCUUCUAUUGACCUGUGCGUGUUUUCCGGCGAAUAAUGGCCAGCAAAAGUGUCGGACGCAUGUGUGCUGUAGCGGGAUGCAGCAAAAGACAGUCAGAUGGCGUGUCGGUUCAUGUUUUCCCCAAAGAUGAGCGACUGCGAGCGGCCUGGUGUCGUUUUGUGAAGCUGACGAGGGCAGACUGGUCUGGUCCUUCGAAAUACACCGUUAUCUGCAGUGACCAUUUCAACGAGGAUUGCUAUGAGGUACAUUUCUCGCUCAUGAAGGACUUUGGGAUCCCAGCGAAGAAGCGUCUACGCCAGGGGUCCAUACCAAGCAUAUAUCCCAAGCGGAAAAGAGACCAACUGAACGAUGCGUUCCUGGAGUCUCCCCAUGUAAACACCCCUACUCCAGUACGAGGAGCCCAUGCAAAGCGUGAGAGGAAUAGGGUAUUGGCAGAGCUGCUUCAUGACAACACAGAGGUUGAAGAAAUACAGGAAGAGUCACAAGACCAGGAUGAAUGUGUUGGGAUCCAAACAACGCCUGUUCCCUUUCCCACACCUGUUUCGGAGGAGAAAAGUGUGUCUAUGGCAUGUCAGACAGAAUCAACACGAAAACGUAGCGUAAAGAUUCAAGUUGCUGCAAGGAAUAAGGAAAAAGGAUUACAAGUUGACCUACAACCCAGAGUUCGAAGCAUUGGUAUUCAGGUUGAUGUACGAGAUGAUUUGCCUGCUCCACGUCCACCUCCAGCACCUGUUCCUGUUCCUGAUUCCUCUAGUGGUGAAGAGUCUAUCCAGACGGAGAAUGAGACUGCCUCAUUGUAUGAACCUUCUGGCACUAGUUCAGAUGAUUCUCAUGUACAGGAUAUCAACACUGAAGCACCCUGCAACCCCUUGGAAGACAGGAAGUUUAUCAUCUCCGAAACCAAGCUGCUUGAGCUGUUCAGUAACUGCAGGAGGUGCCACAAGUAUACAGCAGCAAGUGUACAGCAGGUGCUUGGAACAAUGGUGAAGAUUGCUGUGGAGUGUGAGUUCUGUGGGUUUACCUGGCAGUGGAGCAGUCAGCCAUUCAUUGGGAAUAUUCCUGUUGGGAACAUUGGGUUAUCUGCCGCCAUACUGUUUUCUGGUGCCCUUGUGUCCAAAGUUCUUCGUGUGCUGAACUGCAUGGGGGUUGCAACCAUUACCAGAAGAACAUUCAAUUCCCACCAGUCAGCCAUUUUGUUUCCUGUAAUUGCUCGUGUGUGGGACAAGCACCAGCAGGAGUAUGCAAGUCGAGCUUUGGAAAGAGGAGAUCCUCUGGUUAUUGGUGGAGAUGGGCGAGCUGACUCCCCUGGUCACUGUGCAAAGUUUGGCUCGUACAGCACCAUUGACCUUGAGGAAGGAAUUGUCAUUGAUAUCCAGCUGGUUCAGAGCAAUGAAGUAAAAAACAGCUUGGGAAUGGAGAAGAAGGGAUUAGAGCGGACUAUUGCCUGGAUGAAAGACCAAGAUUUGGAGAUUGGUACGAUAGUGACUGACCGCCAUGUCCAGAUACAAAAGUGGAUCAGGGAGAACUUGACGGAGACGACACACUAUUAUGAUGUUUGGCAUGUGGCAAAAGGUCUAAAGAAAAAGAUCCUAGCUGCAUCCAAACAGAAGGAGUGUGAGAAUCUUGCCAAAUGGAUCAAGAGCUUGACCAACCACUUGUACUGGGUGGCAGCUUCAACACCUGAUGGGAAUGGGGACUUCAUGUGGGCAAAGUGGGAGUCUGUGGAAAACCAUAUCCACAAUAUUCAUGAGGGCCACAAUGACCUCUUCCCAUCUUGUGCCCAUGACACGUUAGAGGGUGAUGAGCAGAAAAAGAAGUGGAUAAAACCAGGAACGAAAGCCAGUGAGAAGAUUUGCGAUAUUAUCCUGUCCAAUCAGAUGAAGAAAGAUAUACCCAAGCUGUCCCCACUGCACCAAACAUCCCAGAUUGAGGCUUUCCAUAGCACUAUCAAUCACUUUGCCCCCAAGAUGGUUUCCUUCUCUUAUCAUGGCAUGUACUGCAGGUUGAUGGUUGCUGCUCUCCAUUUUAAUGAGAACUCUUCAAGAAUGCAGGCAGUUACAAAGGAGGGAAACCUGCAGUACAAGAUCAGCUUUCCCAAGUUCAAGCAUGGCGAAUAUAGUGUUCGCAUGAAGACUGUAGAUUCAACGUUUGGGUAUGCAUCUGAUUUGAUGACAGAGACUCUACGAUAUGUUGAGGUAUCAUCCCGGACACCAGCACCCGCCUUUCCACCUGUGCUCUGUUUGCCUCAGUUGCAACCACCUCCUCUGUGCAGUGAUUUUCUUCACCCUGAAAAGGAGGAAGCAGUGUUUAAUUUCCAGUCUCGGUUUGGGAGGAAGGAGACAUCUGUGUAGGAGAUUCUAGCCCUUGUAUACAUAGAACUGUAAAUAUCAGUUGUGGAUACUCAUGCUGUAGUUUGUCAUAGUCUGUUUGUAAAUAAUUGUAUAAAUAGUGUUAUAGUUAGCAUUUACUUGUAAAUUUGCAUGUAGGAAAACAAAAAUAAAAUUGCAAAAAAAAAAAAAAAAAAUGGGAACAAAAAAAGCAGGGUCCACGUCCCGUUCCUGGGUGCAAAAAAAAUUACCUAUGUAAUCAAGAUUUUUUUUGUAGCUGAUGCUUUUAUAAAUUUUAUUGUAAUAUGUACAUGAGGCUUAUGUUUUGUCAAUUAUUUUGAACUGCUUUUUGCUUGUAUGUGUGACUAGGCAAGGUUGUUUUCUGUAUCCUAUGCUUAACCAUUUCUCAUUUAUAAGAUUUAUGCUGUGUAAACUUUAUAUUUAUUUAAUUUGUAAAAUUGAUAGUAAAAGUUGAUAAUAUGGUGAAUUUUUGUUAAUCCAAAAUAUAGAAGUGGCUUACUCAUUCAGGGUCUCUGAAUCCUUGAUACUCUUCAGAACUGAAGGAAUGGUGUAUCUUUGUAACUGCACAAGAGGGAAGUGGGACACGAACACUCUUCCCCAAGUAGCCCCAACACCAACGAACAAGCUGACGAUAUGCUGUAUAUCUGUUUCUUCUUAAUUGAAUAAAAGAAAAUCAUGUUAUCAUGCACUUGUUAUUACUUGUGAUAGUCUUUGUGAUUUUCUUCAAAUGCUUUAUUUCAUUUUUGGAACAAAUAUGUAAAAAUUCAAUAAAAUGUCUUACUGUUCAA
Molecule: messenger RNA, 3285 nt
Organism: Saccostrea echinata
Lineage: Eukaryota; Metazoa; Mollusca; Bivalvia; Ostreida; Ostreidae
Exons: 10
Coding region: 185-2500 (771 amino acids)
Source: RefSeq, a predicted model, not a curated record